ACCACUUCGUCUUCAAGGAAUCGCAGUCGCACUGCCGUUGGAUCGCUGCGAGCCAGCGACCAGUAGCUCCGCAACUUUCACCGUAUCGCCGUCUUCAGUCAGCAGCUCUGUCGACCGUCAUCCGCUCCGACCAGUCGUAAAGCGUCCAACAGCAGCUUGCAGCUCCUCAGUGGUUGGUUGAUUCAAACACAUGGUGGUUUCCAACAUUCUAGUAAUCUAGUAACUGUUGUCUUAUCAUUGAGCUGCUGAAUCUAAUGAUGGAAUUUUGAUUAUCAUUGAUGUUGAUGGCUAGCUCUGCUGGUGCAAACACUGGAAGUCAACUUGUCAAAACUUUAUGUGUAGUUGUGCUUAAGGGUCACUGGAAUAAUCUGUUGAAACCCAAGAUUGGUUUAUCAGUGACUUCGACAAUUAUUAAUCAUACGCUACUCACACUCUCUCCCUGUUGGUUCUGGCUUUCUUGGUCAUUCUUCAAAUGGGUAGAAACAAUCCCGAAUUACAGGCACUCUUUGCAAUCUUCUUGGAGUAUGAUUUAUAUACUCACAAAACAUAAACAUUUCAAGAGUGCAAAAGAUAUGCUUCACCAAAUUGCACGUAAAGAUUUCUUGUCCUCGCCCACAGUUCUGAAUGCCCUUGUGAGGAGUGAUGAUGACAGCGAUGUGAAUUCGCAAGUGUUCAGUUGGCUGUUGAUAUUUUAUGCGAAUUCAAAGCGCACGUGGGAUGCAAUUCAGGUGUUUGAGCAUUUAAGGAUUUGUAGGAUUAAGCCUGACCCGCAUGCUUGUACUGUGCUCUUGAAUUCAUUGGUCAAGGAGGGGUUGACUGAUACCGUGUGGAAGACAUACAAAAAGAUGAUAAAACUUGGGGUUGUACCGAAUAUACACAUAUACAAUGUGUUGAUUCAUGCAUGUUGUAAAUCGGGUGAAGUGGAGAAAGCAGAGGAAUUUUUGAGUGAAAUGGAGUUCAAGGGUAUAUUCCCCGACUUAUAUACAUUUAACACAUUGAUAUCGUUGUACUGCCGGAGAGGCAUGCAUUAUGAAGCUUUAUCUGUGCAAGAUAGGAUGGAAAGGGGAGGAGUGGAACCGGACAUUAUAACAUAUAAUUCUCUGAUACACAGUCAGUGUAGGGAAGGUAGGAUGAGAGAGGCUUUGCGUCUGUUUAAGGAUAUAAAAGAAAACGCUACUCCGAAUGAGGUUACAUAUACCACGUUGAUAGAUGGUUAUUGCCGAGUUGGUGAGAUAGAUGAAGCUUUGAGAUUGCACAGUGCAAUGGAAGAAAAAGGUUUGUGUCCAAGGGUUGCCACUUAUAAUUCAAUUCUCCGAAAAUUUUGUGAAGAAGGCCGGAUGAAGGAGUCAACUAAGCUAUUAAACCAAAUGGGUGAGAAGAAAAUCGAACCUGAUAAUGUCACUUGUAACACAUUGAUUAAUGGCUACUGCAAAAUUGGAGACAUUGUAUCGGCUCUGAAAGUGAAGAAUAAGAUGCUAGAAGCUGGACUCCGACCUGAUCCUUUCACAUACAAAGCAUUAAUCCAUGGGUUUUGCAAGGCAAAGGAUACGGAGAGAGCCAAAGAAGUGAUAUUUGACAUGAUUGCUGCAGGAUUCUCUCCCAGUUAUUGUGCAUACUCAUGGCUUGUGGACACUUAUUGCCUCCAAAACAACAACGAAGCACUCAUAAAAUUGGCAGAUGAGUUUUCGGGGAGAGGUUACUGUGUUGACAUUUCAUUUUACAGGGCUAUUAUACGAAGGUUGUGUAAGAGGGGGAAGCUGGAUUGUGCUGAAAGGAUCUUUGGCAUGAUGCAAGGGAGGGAGAUAUCGGGAGAUAGUGUAGUGUACACUAGUCUAGCAUAUACAUACUUUAAAGAAGGAAAUACGAGAGCUGCUUCAGAUUUGUUAGAUGAGAUGUACAAAAGAAGGUUAAUGGUAACCCUCAAACUAUACAAAAGUUUGAAUGCUUCUUAUAAGGAUGAGAAUAGCGUUCUAGAUUUGUUCUGGAAUAAUGUGAUGCAGAGAGGCCUGAUUUCCCAGAAUGUUCAUAAUACUAUCCGCUUAAAACUGCAUUCUUAGAUAUUAUGGUAAAUGGAGACGAGUUUCUCUAAAUAUUGUUUUACCAAAGCAGCAAGAAUUGAGGAGGCCACUUGUCCAACUCAAAGGUGGAAUCGCCUACCUCAGGAUUGUGGAGGGGUAAAUCAUGGUGACUUAACUGAUUAACAGAGACUAGACUUUUGCUCAUUGCACAUAAGAAGCCCCCCUCAUUUGAGAGGUUGCUUCCAUACUGCCACUGGUGAGAGUUGUGAUUCCUACAACCGCAGAAAACGAGCAAGUGGUGCAGAAAAGACUGGCACUUGUAGCGCAUAUGAAGUGCGUUCAACGCCGGCAUGUUGUAUGUACAUCUCUAUUGCAUUGAUGGAACUUGCAACAAGAACGAUGUCUUUGGCGCUUCAGAUCUUCUGCUAGCAGGAGGCACCUGAACAGAAGUGUUGCAAUAGACAGGUAAAAAGACUAUCUAUCCAGUUUCACAAAGGUUACGAAGUGAGUCAAAAUCAUGUUGAGUAGUGACAGCUGGUAAAGUUGUGUAUAUUGUUUAAACCACAGAAAACCCACUGAUUUGGGCUUGUGGCUAGAGGUAGGAUUAGCAAGAAAUGAUGAAAAAUGAUGGUAUUGGGAAGCCUUAUUUCAGUUGUGAUGUUGAAGUUCAUUGAAACCCCACUAACCUAAUCUUAGACAAUUUUUUGAGAAA
Molecule: messenger RNA, 2730 nt
Organism: Ipomoea triloba (trilobed morning glory)
Lineage: Eukaryota; Viridiplantae; Streptophyta; Magnoliopsida; Solanales; Convolvulaceae
Product: pentatricopeptide repeat-containing protein At5g38730
Exons: 4
Coding region: 279-2057 (592 amino acids)
Molecular function (GO): protein binding
Source: RefSeq, a predicted model, not a curated record